CUUGAGGAAAAGGAGAAGCCCCUGGCAGUUUCUGCCCCACCCGAAGCUUGCCUAAACCUUGGCCCAGGAGUGAAGUCAUGCGGAGCCCAGAAUAGCUCCUGCUGAACUGCGUGGCCAGGUCAGGCUCAGCUCAGGGACAUAGAGACGCUCUCCCUCCCUCUGUCUGUGUUUCCCUCCUCCUUUUCCUCUCUCUGCUUUUGGUUCCUACCUCUCCUCCCCCCAACCCCCUUUCUCACAUGCUCACACUCUGCCUUCAUGAGCUGGUCCCCAGAAGAGUGCAGGGGGCAGGAAGAGCCCCCCGGUGACAGACAUGCCCUCUGUGCCAGGCUGGUGGAGAAACCCAGCAGAGGGUCUGCAGAGCACCCGGAGCCUGGCCAGGGACCCAUCGUUACCCGCACGGCCUCCGGACCUGCCCUGGCCUUCUGGCAGGCAGUGUUGGCUGGGGACAUAAGCACUGUGUCCCGUAUCCUCACGGACUCCAGCACCGGCCUGGCUCCAGAUUCCGUCUUUGAUACCAGCGACCCAGAGCGAUGGAGGGAUUUCCGCUUCAACAUCCGUGCUCUGAGACUCUGGUCUCUGACCUAUGAAGAGGAGCUGACCACUCCACUGCAUGUGGCAGCCAGCCGGGGCCACACGGAAGUUCUACGGCUGCUGCUGAGGCGCCGCGCGAGGCCUGACAGUGCCCCUGGGGGCCGCACCGCCCUGCAUGAGGCCUGUGCUGCAGGCCACGCUGCCUGUGUCCAUGUGCUGCUGGUGUCAGGAGCUGACCCCAACAUCCCUGACCAGGAUGGGAAACGCCCCUUGCACCUCUGCCGGGGGGCUGGCACCCUGGAGUGUGCAGAGCUGCUCCUGAGGUUUGGGGCAAAAGUGGAUGGUCGGUCUGAGGAGGAAGAGGAGACACCUUUGCAUGUGGCUGCCCGACUUGGCCAUGUGGAGCUGGCAGACCUGCUUCUAAGACGGGGGGCAUGCCCCAAUGCCCGUGAUGCCGAAGGCUGGACCCCACUGCUGACUGCCUGUGACACCUGCUGUACAUCCCCUGCUGACGCUGAGGCCACCACCGCCCGCUGCCUCCAGCUGUGCUGCUUGCUACUCUCAGCUGGAGCUGAUGCCGAUGCUGCCGACCAGGACAGGAGGCGGCCCCUGCACCUGGCCUGUCGCCGGGGCCAUGCGGCCGUCGUGGAGCUUCUCCUGUCCUGCGGUGUCAGUGCCAAUGCCAUGGACUAUGGGGGACACACAGCCCUGCACUGUGCUCUGCAGGGCCCAGCCGCAGCGCUGGCCCAGAGUCCAGAGCGUGCAGUGCGGGCUCUGCUCAACCAUGGUGCUGUCCGAGUCUGGCCUGGGGCCCUCCCUAAGGUGCUAGAGCGCUGGUGCAUGUCCCCGAGGACCAUUGAGGUCCUGAUGAACACCUACAGCGUCAUGCAGCUUCCUGAGGAGGCCAUGGCCCUGGUGCCUCCUGAAAUUCUGCAGAAGCACCACAAUUUCUACUCCUCCCUGUUCGCCUUGGUGAGGCAGCCCAGAUCCCUACAGCAUCUGAGCCGCUGUGCACUCCGCACGCACCUGGCAGCCUGCCUGCCCCACGCCCUGCCCCGCCUUCCGCUGCCGCCCCGCCUGCUCCGCUACCUGCAGCUGGAUUUCGAGGAUGUGCUCUACUAGAUGUCCACUUCCCUUGAGAGAGCCUGAAAGCAGAUGCCCCAGGCCCCAGGGGGUGCCGGCCCACUUCUCACAGUGCUCCAAACCCAGGACUGAGGUGAACCGACUCAGGCCAAGGUGGCUCUCUCAGCAGGAGGUCCCCUCCACAGGCAGAUGUGGAUGUUGCCAGUCCUACCAGGGAGAGGUGGAUGGACCAUGCAGCCAGGCAAUGUCUGACGGAGAGAGAGCUAGGACUCAUGGCAAGUGAUACACUCCUCUUGGGGGUCUCCUGAGGUCCCCCUUCAGCCUGUCUAAACCUUGUUUGCACAUUAAAAGU
Messenger RNA from Equus quagga, 1966 nucleotides. It is a transcript of the gene ASB10, whose product is annotated as ankyrin repeat and SOCS box containing 10. The record is from RefSeq and is a predicted model, not a curated record. Gene Ontology annotation, molecular function: protein binding. The transcript is spliced from 6 exons. The coding region runs from base 256 to 1653 and encodes 465 amino acids. Gene Ontology annotation, biological process: intracellular signal transduction. NCBI's taxonomy places the organism in Eukaryota, Metazoa, Chordata, Mammalia, Perissodactyla, Equidae.